AUUUGGCUCUUUCCGUUGAUGGGUGAUAAGGCGGUACUGACUGGCACUGUUAGGCGGCACUGACUGGCACUGAUAGGCGGCACUGAAUAGCACUGAUGGGUGACAUUGAAAGGUAGCUCACAUGGGCACUGAUAUGUGGCAUUGAUGUGCACUGAUAUGUGGCAGUGACGUGGCACUGAUGGACACUGACAGGUGGCACUUCUGGGGCCACACUGAUCAUCAGGGCACACUGAUCAUCACUGUCAGCGUCACAGCUCGAGAGAAGAGAAAUGCCGAUAACCGGCAUUUCCGUGAUGUUUAUUGGACACAGCUGAUCACAUGACCG
Molecule: messenger RNA, 325 nt
Organism: Staurois parvus
Lineage: Eukaryota; Metazoa; Chordata; Amphibia; Anura; Ranidae
Source: the annotation of a GenBank genome assembly